Molecule: messenger RNA, 4163 nt
Organism: Ceutorhynchus assimilis (cabbage seed weevil)
Lineage: Eukaryota; Metazoa; Arthropoda; Insecta; Coleoptera; Curculionidae
Source: the annotation of a GenBank genome assembly
UAUCAAUUGAUAUUUAUGUAAAGCAAAAAUUAGUAUUGUUUGUGUACAUUUUACAUCCAAAUAAAUUAAAAUUCACCACAGGUAAAGUUCGAUUUUCAUCAAAACAACAUCGUCCUUGACUUUGGUGAAUUCUCCCAUGAUUCUUCGAGCACGUGAUCGUGUUUAUAAGUCGCGAUUGGUGUAUUGAUAGCGUGCCCUGCGCGAAUGCAAUUGCGUGCCAGUAAAUAACAAAAUGCCGUCAGAGUCCAAACCUUUGUUGACAGCUCAAACGGAAAAGCCAAAUCAUUACUCAUAUUUGAAAGAAUUCCGUGUCGAGCAAUGCCCGCUCUUCUUACAACACAAAUGUACACAGCAUCGGCCUUUCACCUGUUUUCAUUGGCAUUUUAUGAACCAGAGGCGCCGUAGGCCCGUAAGACGUAGGGAUGGCACGUUUAAUUAUAGCGCCGAUAAUUACUGCACAAAAUACGACGAGACUACUGGCAUUUGCCCAGACGGAGACGAUUGCCCCUAUUUACAUAGAACAGCAGGAGACACAGAGAGACGUUAUCACCUCAGAUAUUACAAAACGUGCAUGUGCGUGCACGACACAGAUUCCAGAGGCUACUGCGUUAAAAAUGGCUUACAUUGCGCGUUCGCUCAUGGCAGUCACGAUCACAGACCGCCAGUUUAUGACAUCAAAGAAAUCCAGGCCCUUGAAGCUGCAGAGGCAGAGGGCAGCAGCUCUUCCAAUGGACCCAAUGCUUUGGACAAGGAAAGAAAUUUGAUGAACGAAGAUCCAAAAUGGCAAGAUACAAAUUUCGUUUUGUCAAACUAUAAAACCGAACAGUGCAAACGCCCUCCUAGAUUAUGUAGGCAAGGUUAUGCUUGUCCGCAAUAUCACAAUAAUAAAGACAAGCGACGAAGCCCUAGAAAAUUCAAAUACAGAUCUACGCCUUGCCCCAAUGUUAAACACGGAGAGGAAUGGGGCGAGCCUGGCAAUUGCGAUGCUGGGGAUAUGUGUUCUUAUUGUCACACCAGGACUGAGCAACAAUUUCAUCCUGAAAUUUAUAAGAGCACUAAAUGUAAUGACGUGCAACAAUCGGGCUAUUGCCCUAGGGGUGUAUUUUGUGCUUUUGCACAUGUUGAACAAGAAUUAGGAGUAUCAAGAGAAGCAGGCGAUAGCUCAGGCACAAACUUAGGUGAAAUUCUAUCCAAUGCCCUUCCACCACCAAAUACUGAGGUAAAAAAAGAUAAAACUAGUGAAAACUCAAACCAUUGGUUCCAGAAUGGUAGCAGCGAAGUUAGCGAAUCGGCUUCUUCGACAUCGUCUAUAGGUUCAAAUAGUUGCAGUAGCAAUAAAGCCCCCGGAGCUCAAUUGACACAUAAGGUGUUGCCAUUUCAAAGGCAUAGUAAUAAUCUCGAGUUAGAAUUGACUGCUAAAUUGUUGCAAAUUGAAAAAGAUCCCAAUUUAGAUCCAAUUGAAAGAGAGCAACGUAGACAAACUUUAUGUUUUACUUACAAUAGUUUGGGAAAUUCAUUUUUCACUGGAAACGAUACAGUGGAAAGCGUAGUUGGCAAUGCUCUUGAUGAAAUCAAUCUAGACGAUUUUAAUUUAACUGGAGCCUUAGAUAGAGAUAUGGAUACCGAUUCGCCAACUGUUGCAAAUUCAAUAUCAGUUGGCUUAGCAUCAUCUGCAGGACUUUUAGGUAGUUCAGCUCCAGUAAACAUUCCUAGUUCGGCUCCAAGGACUUUGGGCGGUUUCAGUCCGACAAAUAACAGCCCUCUACAGCCAUAUUUAGCUGCAAGGUAUUCGCAAACAGAUACCAUGGACUUUUUGAAUCACAGUCAAAUUCAACUUAGCAGUAGUGCGUCCAAGAUUAACAGUUUCUCUGGAUAUUUCGACUUCCAAACUCAGAGUAUAUCGCCCAGUUCUAGGAAUCAUAAUAGUUUUAGCAUGUCGCCUAGUAUAAAUAAUAAUUUGGAAGUUGCCAGAUUAAGAGAAGAAUUAUCUCAAGCCAGAGUCCAAGUAAGCACAUGGGAAGAACGAAUCCAACAAGCCCGUACCGCUUGCGACGCCUGGCAAAGAGAAACGGAAGAGGCAAAAUGCCAAACCAAGCAAUUAGAAAGCAGACUCCAAGAGGCGAUAUCUCAAAAGAAAGCCUUAAAACAAGAAUGCGACCAAUUAAAAGAUGGUCCUCACAUUCGUCGAAUAACCAAAGUUUCAGAACUCAGUAAACUAUCACUAGGUGUCCUCAAAAAUUUGCAUUCGCAAAUCAGACAAGACCUGGAAGAAAUCGAGAAGGUUUUAUAUAGGGAAACUGCGUCCAAGUGUAUGGUGUGUGAGGAACGUAAUAGGACUGUUACAUUAAAUUGCAAUCAUUUUGUGUUGUGCGAUCAAUGCGCAGGCACCCAAACUGAGUGUCCGUAUUGUCAGACGCCGAAUAAUUUGGUGAAUACGAUGUGAAUAUGCGGAUAUUAGGCUUGUAAGGGAUUGGACUCUAAGUUAGACUAUGAUGGACUUUUUACAAUUUGGAAAUAAAAAUCACUUUUCUGAUGGAAACAAAUAUUUAUUUGAUGAGGUUUUUGCUAUUACGAACACAUUGGUUGAGAGCUGAUUUCUGGUAAGAAGAGGAAGUUUUAGUUAUUUUUAUUAUAUUUUCCAGUACUGAGAAUUAGUUGUGCCAAAAUUGAUUCUGAUAAAAAAAAAUAGUGAAAAUCUGGACUAACUUAGGGUGUCACUUCUUUGCAAUUUAACAAAUUUAAUUAUUAAUAGAAUAUAGUUCUUAUAAUAUUAUUAUGUAUUACUAUUAAUUUCCUAUUUGCAGUUAGAAACUGAGAGAAAAUUUUGUGGAAGUUUUGUAGUUUUAACGUUAAGGUAGCAUCACCGAAUAUGUAUUUCUUAAAAGAAGUAAAGAUUUUUAUUUGCUGUUAUUUAUUAGAGAGAUUUUUUUUUGAGUUUUUUUAGUGACAAAAUGUAAUCCACCUUAUACUACUUGUCAAUCGAUCUCUUGUUUUAACCAUAAAGAGUGUGAAAAUCUAAAAAUCUGUUUUGACAAGUCGCAUUGUAUUAAUGUGGAUUAUUAAUGUUAUUUUUUGACAAAUUCUUGCUGCACCCUCAAACAUAUCAAUAGAGUUUAGAGAAUCUCAUAGGGUUUCUAUAACCCAUAAAUUAAUCUACCAAUCAAUCAAUAAAUCAAAGAAUAAUUUCCAAGUGCAGCAAUAAGGCUUCAGAUUCUUCACUAUCUACUACACAAAAACUGACUGAUAAUUUUUCUAUUUUUCAACCCGCACGUCAUUUGCUUGGAUGGAUUCGUUGUUGUUGUGUGUGAUAUAGUUUUUAAUUUAUAUUGUGAAAUUUUUAGAGGUUUUUUCAUUAUAGAAAGACUGUUUUGUGUGAUUUUAGAAAUAUAAGGAGUAACCCCCGCGCGCCCAUAGUCGCUCAUUGUAAAUUUCCAUAUAAUAAUAAUAAUUGCGAAUAAAACAAGAAAAUCUCAGAAAAAAGGAAAAUUUCGCAAUGUGAAAAUUGAGUUGAAUAACAAAGCAAAUGACGUCUUUUUUUUUUUCAAUUUGACAUUGAAAUUGUAUUAAUUAAGGUAGUUUUUCAUUAAAAUAAUAAUAAUAUGGAAUUAUGUAGUAGGCCUACAGAAAAGUGUAGAUUAGUGAUUUCUUCAAAUUAAAAUUAGAUUUCUAAUAUUUAAAAGCAUUUUUUUUUUCGUCCAUUUGCAUAAAUUUGUUGUACGUUUUUUCAUUUUAUUAGUCACUAAGAUGUGUAUGGCAUUUUUUCAAUAAUUCCAGAAGUAUUAAUAUUCUCGGAUUUUCUCACUUUAUUGUAGAAUUAAAUGGUACAAAUUUUUUUCUUUUUUAGUAUUCAACUACCAUUUCCCCCUCCUUCUAGUUUAAAACAAGAAUAUUUUAAAUUAUUAAUGUGUAAUUGAUAAGUACAAAUGAUCAAGUGUAUAAUCGUGUGAAAAUAUUUUAAUGAAUUUUGGCAAUACGUAGAUGUGGAUAACAUAGUUCUUAAAAAAAAAGUAUUUUUAAAUAAUAAAGUGUUCUACUGUAAAAAUAUGUGUCUUUUUUUUUUUGUUGUUAAAACGAUGUAGCAUUAAAAAUCUGUGUUGUGUUUAACUCUUGCUUCUUUUAUAAUGAUUUUUCUUUUUAAGAAUAAAUAUUUUAAUUUAAAUACA